AGCAGUCAAACGCUCCCGCAAAACCCAAAUCUCUUUUCCUCUGCGGCAAGCAUCCAAGACUUCAUUUUUCCUUCAUCUUUCUGGGUCCUUAUAUUCAAGUCAAAAUCUAAGAUGGGUCGGAGGUAAAACGAUCCAGAUCGCUACCCAUUCACCGAUCUCGUUCUCCUCUUGGUGGGUCUCAUCCGAUCUCCGUGCUAUAGCUAUGCAACUGUUUCCACUGUCCUAAAUUCCAGUUGGAACUCAAAAAGUUCAAGCUUUGAUUAUUUGGCAAUGGUGGAGAUGAGUGGAAGGAGGGUAAGGGUGAGUGUCGGAGAGAGAUUGGGCAUUGUAGUGAAGUGGGGGUCUGAGUUCAGGUCAAUUCCUCAGUCUCGUUGUAAGAAUAUCUGUAAUGGCAAUGAUAUACGCCUUGCUCUUGUGGUAGUACCUGGAUGUUCUUCGGAAUAAGGAGACUUGUGGAUCAAAUUUAAGUUAAUUAAUCGGAGAAACCAAAUGCUCCCUCCUUAAAAUAUUUGAUGCAUCUCCCGAUUCCUCGACCUCCUUUUCCUCCUCCGGCAGUAACUUUUUUAAUACAAGAGUCAUUACUUCUAACUCUACUGUUCUUUAUCCUUUCAUGCGUCAAAUGGGACUGCCAGUUCCUACAAAAAUAUCAGGAUUACUACUGAUUAACCACCAAAAAGAUCUGACAUUGAUGAUGCAUGAAACUGAAUUAUUUCUGUUGAGCAUUAGCUGAACUGGAUGUGGAUUCUGGGGCGCUCCAAUGUGAAUGUCGGCAUAACUAGUCAAAACCCCAUCUCAUACUCUCAGAAUGGAAUUCAACGAUUCAUCAUUCUUGAGUAUGUCCGGCAGUCACGCCAGGUCCCAGGUGCGUUCCUUCAUUCUCUCCGUUUACACAAAUAAACUCACUAGAAUCAA
Molecule: messenger RNA, 912 nt
Organism: Rubroshorea leprosula
Lineage: Eukaryota; Viridiplantae; Streptophyta; Magnoliopsida; Malvales; Dipterocarpaceae
Source: the annotation of a GenBank genome assembly